Molecule: messenger RNA, 5334 nt
Organism: Gallus gallus (chicken)
Lineage: Eukaryota; Metazoa; Chordata; Aves; Galliformes; Phasianidae
Gene: STEAP3
Product: STEAP3 metalloreductase
Exons: 7
Coding region: 1448-2926 (492 amino acids)
Biological process (GO): copper ion import
Cellular component (GO): plasma membrane; endosome
Molecular function (GO): cupric reductase (NADH) activity; ferric-chelate reductase (NADPH) activity
Source: RefSeq, a predicted model, not a curated record
GCAGGGAGGGACGUGCUCACUGUGGGUGACACAGGGGAAAUGUUUGAGAGAGGGGCUCAUUAAAGACUGGGACGAAUUGGAGGGGAGGUCAGAAAGAGCAGGGCGUGCGCUGCCUGUUGGACUGACCGACCGCACGGACAGCGGGUGAGGGACCGGCCAGGCAGCACAGCGAUGGGGUUAUGGGCACGGCACAGCAAGUCAACAGCGCUGUGUGGUUGUGCAAAAGCAAACAGCGUGCUGGGAGGUAGGAGCGGGGAGAGGGAUGGGGGUGAAGCACGGUGCGAUGGUGGGGGGACGCUGCAGCGCUGGGACCCAUCAGCAGCUCUGUUCCCACCACGUGGCCAGGGACAGCCUCAGCACCCAGCAGUGCUGCCCCAGCAGACGGGGACCUGGGGCUGCCUCGGGGCUCUGCUGCUGGCAUUUCCUCAUUCCCACAGCCUGGCUGGCAUCCUAGGGAGGUUUGCGACAUCGCUGUUGUGGCUGAAGCGGUACAGACGGUUGGUUUAUUGCUUUUGCUGGUUCCUGGUUUGCACUGGUGGGGAGCUAGCUCUGUCUGCUUUGGAAGGAGAAAACGGAAAAGAGGUAGCAAGCCUGUUUUCCCCUUCUUCCCUCAUCUGUGAGCUAUUCGCAGGGCAGACUCGUUAUUUCCAGUCAGCCUGGACAAGACUGGGAGAACUCCUGGAGUGUGAGCAGAGCUGAGAUUGACUGGCUUUGGAUAAGCCUUUUUCUUACUUAAAUCUGUGCCAAUCUCAGCAGGUACAUGGUACUGGCUGUGCUCUUUGGAGGGCCUCUCUGGGUACGGCAGACUUACGUGCUUUAUUUCCCCUGGAAACAAAACAGCUGUAGCCAAGACAUGAGUAUUUUGUAUGCACAGCAAGACCUGAGCAGAGACUUCAGGUGCUGAAUGCAUCUCUCCAGCUGCGACUUCUUGGUGCGUCAACUCCAUGGAGAGCACCAGGCUCUGCAAACAGGAGCUGCAGGGCAUCAGCAUCGUGGCCAGCACAGGAGAACUGAAGCAGAGCCCGUGCCAUGCCUCCAUAGGGACAACCUCGCUCAGGGUUUACAUGCCGAGCACCAACAGCGAGUUACGGGAACCACGAGGCUGUAGUCCUCUGCCCAGAAUAACUGACAGGGUCCUGUAAAGGUGGUCUCGUUGUUAAACAAGUGGUCAGGGAUAUCUGGGUCUUCCCAGGCAAACUUGCUGGAGCCCCGUUAUCGCUGGUAUCUCAGUCCCUGUGUCUGUGGAAGGAGGAUAACGAUGGCACCAGCUUCCCAGAUAAUGCAGUGGGACAUUAUCUGAGUGCAGAUUGACGGCGCGGGGAGUGCGGCCACACCUGGAGGGGCUCCUGCAGCAGCUCAGCCCGGAACGGCCGUCCUGCUGGAAACCACUCCGAAAGCUGUGUUUGCCUGGCACCCAGCCUAAGCUAACAGCCUGCCAAGCCUCAGGAUGUCUGGAGGAGACAUGGCCAAACCCCUCCUUGGCCACAGGAGCACGGAGGGUGACCCCAGCGUGGUGCCUGCAGCUGGCCGCACCAUCGGCGUGCUGGGGAGUGGGGACUUUGCACGCUCGUUGGCCAUCCGCCUGGUGUGCUCCGGCUUCAAGGUGGUGGUGGGCAGCCGCAACCCAAAGCGCAAAGCCUGCCUCUUCCCUCCUGCAGCAGAGGUCACCUUCCAGGCGGAGGCGGUGAAGAAGACGGAUGUCAUUUUUGUGGCGGUUUUCAGGGAACAUUACUCCACGCUCUGUGACCUGGCUGAUGUGCUGGCAGGCAAGAUCCUGGUGGAUGUCAGUAACAACACCGAGAUCAACCACCACAAAGAAUCCAACGCUGAAUACUUGGCCUCCCUGUUUCCAGCCUGCACUGUGGUCAAGGGCUUCAACGUGGUUUCUGCGUGGACGCUGCAGUCUGGUGCCAGGGAUGGCAAUAAGCAGGUUCUGAUCUGCUCCAAUAGCCAAGAAGCCAAGCGUACUGUUGCAGAAAUUGCUCAGGUCAUGGGAUUCACCCCUGUGGACAUGGGCUGCAUGUCCUCAGCCCGUGAGAUCGAGAACAUUCCCCUGCGCCUCUUGCCAGCCUGGAAAAUCCCCAUCUUUUUGGCUCUGGGGCUCUUUCUUUGCUUUUUCACUUACAACCUGGUGCGGCAGGUCAUCCACCCUUACAUCAGGGAGCAGAAGAAUAAGUUUUAUAAGAUCCCCGUAGAGGUGGUCAACACUACCCUGCCGUGCGUGGCCUACGUCAUGCUGUCUCUCGUCUACCUGCCCGGCGUGCUGGCAGCCUGCUUGCAGCUCUACUACGGCACCAAAUACAGGCGCUUUCCGGACUGGCUCGAUCAGUGGCUGCAGCACAGAAAGCAGAUCGGCCUCCUCAGCUUCUUCUGCGCAGCCCUGCACGCUGUGUACAGCCUGUGCCUGCCCAUGCGCCGCUCCCACCGCUACCAGCUGAUUGAGACGGCCGUCAAGCAGGCUAUGGAGAAGAAGAUGACUAUCUGGGUAGAGGAGGAAGUCUGGAGGAUGGAGAUUUAUAUCUCUGUUGGAAUUAUUGCCCUGGGCUUGCUGUCGUUACUUGCCAUCACCUCACUUCCAUCCAUCGCAAACUCUCUCAACUGGAGGGAAUUCAGUUUCAUCCAGUCUACCCUGGGAUUUAUUGCCUUGGUCAUCAGCACCCUGCACACCCUCACAUACGGCUGGUCGAGGGCCUUCGAUGAGAACCAAUACAAGUUCUACCUGCCUCCCACCUACACCCUCACGCUGCUCGUCCCAUGCACUGUGAUCCUAGCAAAAGUCGCCUUCAGUUUGCCCUGCAUCCAGCACAGACUCCUUCGAAUCAGGAGGGGCUGGGAGAAGGGGAGAAGCACAGAUUUUCUGGGCUUUUUGACAGCAAAGACAUCCUGCUUCUUGAGCGUCUGGAUCAACCUAAGCACUGAGCUUUAGAAACACAACUUGUCCCUGGCUUUGGUCUCCUUAAUGAAGCAGCCAUGUAAGCAGAACAAUAUCCCUGUUAUGUAGUGUCCGUACGUCUUAGUAAAGGUAUCCAAACCUGACAACAAAUCCAAGUAUCUGCUUUCUCAAAUACAGACAGCAGUUCUGGUCCAGUAGGCUAUACCUGGUGCACGUUUAUAGGCUGCAAAAAUAAACCACCGUUGCUACCAGUGUGAAAGCAUUUGAAGAGAGGGAUGUCCCUCACACCCACGCUCCCCAUCUGCACUGCUGUCUCUGAGAUGACAACUACCGCUGCUAUAUGUUCUGUUUUACUAAAUCCAUUUCAGGCAGUAUUUGAUGGAAAUAAAGUGAAGAAGAAAAAUGUGCCGCUUCCCAAAGUGUCAUGGAGAAAACCAAAGCCCUGCAUCAAAUAAUAGUUUGAAGCUCUUAGAAAUCAUUGUCACCUGAACACGUGUGCUUAGACAACAGAACAGCAGCUCUAAAACUACUGGCUUCACCAGCAGUGAUAAGGUCUUUGAACUGUCUUGCAAAGGGACCGGUGAGUCUUGACCACAGCAUGAGAAUGCACUCAUUCUCAUGCCCAUGAGAAUGCCAUGCACCUUAAGAAGUCACUUACUAGACCACAAAGCACGUAUCAAAUGCUUUUCUUCUGACUUCACACACACUUUGAAUGAGGUCCAGGGCAAGAAUUCUGCCCUACUUUCCUUUGCUGUCUUUCACUUUCUAUUCCUUCAAGCUCUUGCUCUUUAUCAGAAUAAUUCUUUGGGUUUUGGAGAUCCAAGUCAUCCAUAUAAAGGAUGGACAGCCAUUCUCAAAAGCUCAUUUAAAAGCAAGCAAUUGGGAUGACACAAGAAGACUACCUCAGCAAGACCAGACACAAGGACAUGGGUGGGAUAGCCUAUUUUCCUUGCAGUUAAGUAAAAGGCACCACUCAGUGUUCUGCUUUGCUUUGAAAAAUGUCAUCAAAUGAGGUGUUGGUUGUGGGACCAGAAAGCAUCUUUUAAAAGACCAGUUAAUACAAAUGGGAAAACAGGGAUCAACUUUGGGGUGCAUAAGCUUUUCUACGAGCCAAUACUGCUCUUGUAAACUGGAUGAUUUGUUGGCAGAGGAACUUGAAAAUUCCCUAUUUAGCCUUAAAUGAUAACAGUGAGUAAUACUCUCCAAGUACUGCUCAAGCUGCCAGUAAUGACAUCGAGGGGUUUUACGUUUUGCAUAAGGCUUACAGUAAGGUCUGCAACCACCACCUCUUUUCACUAAGCAAAAGGAAAUCGACAUUGAGGGAAAUGCCAAGUUUGCAUAAUCAGCUGAUUUUUUUAUUAUUAUUAUUUUUGGCAACACAGGGAAGGGACGCUGUGAAAGUGUCCCUUUCCAAAAGCUGCUGUUAUUCAGGUUUCCCCAUCCACCCCUGCAGCCUCACCCAGAUCAGCACCUCAUCGAAUCACUCACCAAGCAGAUUGAUUGUACAGCACUAUUUAGUUGUGGAUGAAUGGUAGGCUAAGUUUCCACAUGGAUUUGAUGCACUUCCACAUGAGUAUAGUUCCACCCACUCCAACAUAACUCAUGCUUGAGGGAAAAUUGGAUUCAGCAAGCUUCUCUUCUGUUUCAUCAUCAAGCAAAGUCAACAUAAAAGCACAAGUUUGCACAUUUUAUGUUUACAAUAAAGUGUUCCAAUGUCUUUUUUUAAAAAAAAAAGCUAAGCUGCUUUUCACAUCCUUAGGUCAGGCAAGACAACUGCCUGUUGGCCAAACAUAGAACAGGAAGGAACAAGCAUUACACAGGCUUGCAGGCUUUGUAUUCAAGGGGGAAGGUGUGGUUUUAUUGCGGGAUGCUUCAAGGCUAAAGACUCACCAUUUUGCCCUGCAGAACAAGGGUUGCACUUUAGCUUUACAUACACAACUUUCACACCCACGUGUCCUUCCUAUUGAUGGCAAAGGGACGGUUUUCACAAGCAGAAGUGGAGCUGGGCACUGGAUAUACUCACGAAGCAGCACGGUUCUUUCCAGUUUGAUGCCAACCUGUGACAGAUGAGCCAACUCAACAUCCCCACAGCUCCAUGGCACCUAUAAAAAGAUCCAUCCCACUGCUCCAGGUAACGCCUGCGCCAGCCAGUCACUGUAUCUUUUGAAGACUGAAACCAAUUCCUCUUGUGAUUCAGUGAGGCUAGCUUAAAACUUCUCAGUGAAUUGUUUUUAUACUUAGAAAUGCUCUGCAUAUAUGCACACACACAAACAUAUAUAUUGUUGCAGAGUAUGUGGCUGGAAUGUAAAUUCUUAUAUUUUUAUUUUCUGUACUGCCUACAAUGUGCCUCUGUGAUUUGUAAGAACCAACUGAAGAGCUGUAAGGCCAGUUGUACUGGUCUCUAUAGUUACAUAAAAGAUAUUCUGAACAAGUCUAUAAAA